Gossypium raimondii (Peruvian cotton) is the source of this 1662-nucleotide messenger RNA. RefSeq names its product probable inactive purple acid phosphatase 16. Gene Ontology annotation, cellular component: cytoplasm. The record is from RefSeq and is a predicted model, not a curated record. NCBI's taxonomy places the organism in Eukaryota, Viridiplantae, Streptophyta, Magnoliopsida, Malvales, Malvaceae. The transcript has 5 exons. Gene Ontology annotation, molecular function: hydrolase activity, acting on ester bonds. The coding region runs from base 299 to 1426 and encodes 375 amino acids.
UUAAUAUUUAGAUGAGAGGAGAUGUGAAUGGGUAUCAAAAUGGAAAAGAAAUGUGGAGUGUGAAGAUUAACAUAGAGAAAAGAAAAUUGGUGUAGGUAAUUGAGAAAAGUGGAGGAGCAAAUGGGGUGCCUUUAGGACUGACUUUCACAAGGUAAGAUAAUGGUGUUAUACGUCAUUUGAUAAUUACAAUUUACAAACCAACGGGACACACAAGGCUAAUUGCUUUGCGCCAUCUCCAAAGCUCCUCUCCCACUAUUAACCUCUUCAAACAAUUUAACUCUCUCUAUCGCCCAUUAAGAUGCCUACCUCCUCCUAUUUCACCAUUUUAUCCAACUCUUGUCUGGUAUUGCUCUUCCAAGCUUUCUUCAUCUCCAUCGCCGCAUCUUCUGAUCGUCACACGCCGGAGAACCAUAUCCGAACACGGGCGGGUGCACCCUUUAAAGUUGCGUUAUUUGCCGACUUGCACUUCGGGGAGAACGCCUGGACGGAUUGGGGCCCCAAACAGGAUGUCAAUUCUAUCAAGGUUAUGUCUAGUGUGCUGGACACUGAAACUCCAGAUUUUGUAGUAUAUCUUGGAGAUGUUGUUACGGCUAAUAACAUCCCAAUUGCAAAUGCAAGCUUAUAUUGGGAUCAGGCAAUUUCUCCAACAAGAUCCAGGGGCAUUCCAUGGGCUAGUGUGUUUGGAAACCAUGAUGAUGCACCCUUUGAGUGGCCAAUGGAGUGGUUUGCAGCCUCUGGAAUUCCUCAGCUUGUUUGUCCUGUGCUGAAUUCGGGUGAAGAAUGUAGUUUUAGGGGAACAUCACGAUUGGAGCUAAUGAAAAAUGAGAUGGAUAAUAACGUCUUAUCUCUUUCUAAAAGCGGACCUCAAGAUCUAUGGCCAGGUAUAUCCAACUACGUACUCCAAGUCUUGUCGAAGGAGAAACCACAUACGCCUUUAGUGUAUCUCUACUUUCUAGAUUCUGGUGGAGGUACCUAUCCAGAAGUUAUAUCAACAGCUCAAGCUGACUGGUUCAAGCGCAUAUCUGAAGAAAUCAAUCCUGAUUCAAGGGUCCCAGAACUAAUCUUUUGGCAUAUACCAAGUAAAGCUUAUAAGAAGGUGGCUCCUAAGUUCAGAAUACACAAGCCUUGUGUGGGUUCCAUUAACAAGGAAAAGGUUGCUGCUCAAGAAGCUGAAAUGGGUAUCAUGAAGAUUCUUGUUAAAAGGCCAUCCGUCAAGGCAGUGUUUGUUGGGCAUAACCAUGGAUUGGACUGGUGUUGCCCAUACGGGCAGCUUUGGCUUUGCUUUGCUAGACAUACCGGUUAUGGUGGAUAUGGAAAUUGGGCUAGAGGAUCUAGAAUCCUUGAAAUCAAUGAGAGACCCUUCUCUAUAAGCUCUUGGAUUAGGAUGGAAGAUGGUUCAGUUCAUAGUGAAGUGAUCCUGAGUUAAUUCUCAACAAAUUAUUAGUCUCCGAGGUAUUGUGUCCUGUUUAUGCUAUAUUUAUCUGCCUUAUCAUUUUAUUGCAACUAAUUUCUUCUUCCGCAGAUGGUAAAAAGCCAAUGUAGGGACAUUUUAAGUUACAAAUUUGUGCAAUUUAUAGGGAGAUAGAAAUGUAAAAGUUAUAAUAUGAACACUUAUGGAUGAUUCUUUUAUUUUUGAACACAAUUAAAAUGUUUUGUUUUUUU